This is a messenger RNA of Chelmon rostratus (copperband butterflyfish), 1377 nucleotides long. It is a transcript of the gene tppp3, whose product is annotated as tubulin polymerization-promoting protein family member 3. Gene Ontology annotation, molecular function: tubulin binding. Gene Ontology annotation, biological process: microtubule bundle formation; microtubule polymerization; positive regulation of protein polymerization. Bases 113 to 649 code for a protein of 178 amino acids. The transcript has 4 exons. The record is from RefSeq and is a predicted model, not a curated record. NCBI's taxonomy places the organism in Eukaryota, Metazoa, Chordata, Actinopteri, Chaetodontiformes, Chaetodontidae. Gene Ontology annotation, cellular component: microtubule.
CUCAUUUGAAUGCUGCGACCGCCGCCGUGGGCCAGAUGAGAGAGACGAGAGACUGAGGUGAAGAAGAAGGAGACACAGACGGAGACGGAGGACAGACAGAUAUUUUCCCGUCAUGGCGGAGAGUGCGGACAUGGAGCACCUGUUGACAACUUUUAAGAAGUUUGCCAUCCACGGAGACACAAAGGCCACAGGGAAGGAGCUGAAUGGGAAAAACUGGGCCAAACUGUGCAAAGACUGCAAGAUCAUCGACGGCAAGAAUGUCACCAGCACCGACGUGGACAUUGUCUUCUCCAAAGUCAAACAGAAGACGUCCAGGGUCAUCACCUACGAGGAGUUUCAGAGAGCUCUGGAGGAGUUGGCUCCAAAGAGGUUCAGAGGUCAAAGUAAAGAGGAGGCACUGGAGUCUAUCUUCAAACUGAUGGAAGGCAGAGAGCCCACCAACGUUGGCGUGACGAAAGUGGCGAAGACUGGGGCGGUGGACCGCCUGACCGACGCGUCCCGUUACACCGGAUCACACAAGGAGCGCUUCGAUGAGAGCGGCAAGGGCCGAGGUCGGGAGGGCCGGGAGGACAUGGUGGAGAACACGGGCUACGUGGGAGCGUACAAGAAUGCCGGAACCUACGACGACAAGAUGAAGGCGGAGAAAUAACAUGGCAGGAAGUAGAGCUCCUCCACAGCACUUAGAUUGGACCAAACCUUGAACUUUUACCCUUCUCUUUCUCUGUGUGUGUGUGUGUGUGUGUGCACGCGCCCAUGUGUGCACUGACACACACACACACCUGGUUAUGACAGAAACAUCAGUAGCUGUCCUUGUAUGUAAAUCUGAAGCAGCUUCAUCCAGUCUGUGUUUGUGUCUGACAUCUCCACAGGAAGUGACAUCACACUGAAUGAUAUCAACAUGUGUUUCAUGUCUGUGUGUUCACUGAUUGUGACUCUGAGGAGAAGGAGUAUCUCUGCUUUCAUCUCUGUCUUCAGUCUCUCUCCUGCUGAAUGUCCUCGUCCGUUCCAGAGCAGCUCAGUGAAGGUUUCCGUCCUCACCUCUGCCUGUAAUGUUCAUCCUGUCUGAAUGCAGCUUUAAUUUGUGUGGGAACUUCUUGUUAAAUUCUUGAGAACUGCUAAAGGCGGUGUUAGCUAGUUAGCCUGGUGCUGUGUAGUUUACUCUGCUUUAUGUGGUUGCAGCAUCCAAACAUCCGCCCAGCUCACUGUGUCUCUCAGCAGAUUAAUCAAACCUGAACAGAAUCUGCAACGUCCUGCAUGCGUGUUGGGAUAUAUAUAUAUAUGCAUUUCACAGUUUUGUUCUUCUUCUGCAUUAGAAUUAUUUUGAACUUGUUGAAACUGGAAAUGUCUUUAUUGAAUGAAUAAAGACUAAAAACAGUG